UAUGCAUCAACUUGCAUUUCUUCUUCUUCCUGUUAGCUAGCAUGCAGCAAGCGAUUCCGUACAAAUCAUGGCCUCUGCCAUGCGUGGACACGACUCCCCGACCCGCCUCGUCGACGACGGUCGUGGGCAAAGACAUGGUCGGGAUCGUGUCGGAGAACGCGGUGAUUGUGUUCUCGAGGAAGGGCUGUUGCAUGAGCCAUGUGGUGAGGCGUUUGCUGCUGGCGUUGGGUGUGAACCCUGCGGUCUGCGAGGUCGACGAGAAGGAUGAGGCCGGCGUUUUGAGUGAGUUGGGGAUGAUGGAUUGUUGUGACCGGGGGAGUGGCGGAAAGGGAAAAACGUUGCAGUUUCCGGCGGUGUUUAUCGGCGGUAGGUUGUUUGGGGGUUUGGAUAAAGUUAUGGCUACUCAUAUUAGUGGAGAGCUGGUUCCUGUGCUGAAAGAUGCCGGGGCUUUGUGGCUUUAAUUCAUUCGUCUCCGGUUUUCCUCAUGUGAUUCGUUGAAACCGAAUUAUGAUUUUAUUUACUGAUCAUUUAGGGUUUGUGCUAAUGUACUUCCUUUCCUAGAUGAAAUUUUGUCUGUCUUCUUGACAA
This is a messenger RNA of Hibiscus syriacus, 588 nucleotides long. RefSeq names its product glutaredoxin-C9-like. The transcript has a single exon. NCBI's taxonomy places the organism in Eukaryota, Viridiplantae, Streptophyta, Magnoliopsida, Malvales, Malvaceae. The record is from RefSeq and is a predicted model, not a curated record. The coding region runs from base 42 to 461 and encodes 139 amino acids.